AUGAUCAAGGCAAUCUUCUACAGCAAAUUCGACACGCAAGAGGGCCCAAAGGUUGUCCACCAAGUCCCCGAUGGAGCGAUCGUUCCCUCCCCGACGGCACCCGCACAGUCACUCUACCUGACCUUCUCCGACGUCUCCUUCUUCGUGAUUCCCCGCCAGGAGCUUUGUGGAAACCUCCUGCAGGUCUGCACAAAUGGAUAUCGGAUCUUAGGAUACCCAAUUUGCAUGAAGUCAGCACGAUACGAUCGCAAUGAGUUCAUCUUCAACUUCUGCAUCGUCCUCGCUGAAGAGGACGACUUUAGCACAUACAAGAGCGUAGUACAGAAGAUCGCAGAUCUGAUGCACGGCCUGGAGGAGCAGAAUGGCUUUCUGUCCCGCGAUUUCUCUCGGAGUGGGGAGGGUAAGGUGCAUAGUCUCUGUGAAAUGUUGAUGGAGGACUUGAACAACUAUUGCGAGUGCAUGAUUCCUAUUGAUGAGUUGAAUACUCUGAACAUAAAGCUGUUCCCGAUAUAUCCCUCUCCUCCACCUGUCAAGGCCUGGCAUGUACCACUCUUCACAUUGCGAUAUCAGGCCUUUAUGGACGAGAAUUGGGACUUGACCAUGCAGCGGAUUGUCCCUCAUAUCAACGGCAUCAACAGCGUCCGCAUCAUUUCCAUUAUGGCAGACACAGACUUCUCUCUCACUUGCCGUGCACUUCGCCAUCUUCUCUACUACGGCUGUCUAUAUCUCUUAGAUAUAUUCUCUUUUGCGGCCAUCUACGCCCCAACCGCCCAAAUCAGUGCAACGAUCGGCAGCGAUGAAGCAAUGCAGCUAGAAUGUGCCCGCUACGUCAACCUCCACUUCGCACCACAUCUACCAAUAGGCCCAAGCUCCCCCCUCCCUCCAUCCCUCAUUCCAAGUGGAAGCAGCGCAAACGGCAGCGGCACGGGGCCCCUCUCAAGCUCCCUAACAGACCAAGCCUUAAGUCUAAACCGCGACGACUCCCGUUUCGACGCCGAAGAAAUCUGGCCCCUCCUCGGACCCCCAGAAGACACAGACGCCCCGACAAACUACCACACGACCAACAGCAAAAACGCAGCACCCUCCUCAACAAGUGACACAUCCAAAGCCUCCCCAAGCAACCACACAAACCCGCUUCACAAACCAGCAAUAGUAGACGGCGUGGCUCUAGUAGAGCUCUACGCCAGCUUAAAACAAGGCCAAAGCGUCAAACAAUGGUACGCCCAGCAUAGCAGAGCCCUAACAAAUAUCGACAUCCGCCGUUUCAUAACCUUCGGCGUGAUCAAAGGCUUCCUCUACCGCGUGCACAAAUACGCCUGCGCAACAGGCCACACAGCACCCACCCCACGUGGUCCAGGGACAGCCUCGUCGCUCAUGCCCACGCCUAUCCCAACGGCUACGCCCACGCCUGUCGCCACGGGACCCUCGUCACGCGCUACAACCGGGACAACGACCCCUUAUACUGUUUCCAGUGUUGGGGACGAAGCGCCUUUUUCGGGACGGGAAUCUAGUCGGGAGCGGGCUGGGUCUGUUUUGAGCGGCGGGAGGAGUGGGCAUGGCAGUGGGCAUGGCAGUGGAAAUGGACAUGGGAUUGGGGCGGGUUUCUUUGAGGAGUAUGAGGUUGAGGAGGUUGAUGAUCGGGUUUUGGAGAGGUAUCUUGAUGGGACGCAUUGUUUUGAUCAGAUUUGUACCGAGUUGGAGCUUAGUGAGAGGGAGUUGACGGCUAGGUUGAAGAGAUACCCUGGGGAGGUGUUGAUUUUGCAUCGGUGA
Molecule: messenger RNA, 1770 nt
Organism: Penicillium nucicola
Lineage: Eukaryota; Fungi; Ascomycota; Eurotiomycetes; Eurotiales; Aspergillaceae
Product: nitrogen permease regulating protein NPR2
Exons: 4
Coding region: 1-1770 (589 amino acids)
Biological process (GO): positive regulation of autophagy; negative regulation of TORC1 signaling
Cellular component (GO): GATOR1 complex; vacuolar membrane
Molecular function (GO): GTPase activator activity
Source: RefSeq, a predicted model, not a curated record